AUGUGGGGCUACCUGGUGGUCGUGGCCGCCCUGGCGGCGCUGCUCCUGGGGGUCUGCAAGGCCCUGGGCGGGUGGAGCCGCUCUCGCAACCCUUUCCCGGCAGACUCCCGGCGGCCGCCCUCGCCUCUGGUGACCGACAAAGACGCGCGGAGCCGGGUCCUCAAGCGAGCAUUCUCCCAGGAAAAAGUUCCUCACCACCUGGAUGCCAUUGUCAUUGGGAGUGGUUAUGGAGGCCUGGCUGCCGCUGUGGUCCUCUCCAAAGCUGGGAAGAGUGUUUUGGUCCUGGAGCAGCAUGGGAAGGCGGGGGGCUGCUGCCACACUUUCAAUAAGAAGGGCUUUGAGUUUGACGUAGGUAUCCAUUAUGUAGGGCAGAUGCUGGAGAAUUCUUUUCAACGUAUGAUUGUUGACCAGCUCACAGAUGGACAACUCCAGUGGGCGAAAAUGGACUCUCCCUACGAUGUAGUCAUUCUGGGAGAUCCUAAUAAUGGCAAGAAGUAUUACAUGCACAGUGGGCAGAAGGAACACGUUGAUGGCUUAAAGAAACAAUUUCCAAGUGAAGCUGCUGCUAUCGACAGAUUUGUGGUGCUUGUAAAGAGAAUUGCCCAAGGAAGUAGCUACAUGACUCUCCUGAAAAUGCUCCCAAUGCCCUUGGUCAGGUUUCUGAACUCUACCGGCUUGCUGGCCUUGAUCUCCCCGUUCUGUAGAAUGGCAUCCAAAAGCCUUUCAGAAGUCACUGCAGGGCUCACGACAAACGCAGAUUUGAAAGCAGUGUUCAGCUAUAUCUUCCCUACCUAUGGAUCGAUUCCCACAGAGUCCAGCUUCCCUCUGCAUGCACUCAUUUAUAAUCACUACCUGAAAGGUGGCUGGUAUCCUCAAGGAGGUGCCAGUGAAAUUGCAUUCCACUCCAUCCCCAUCAUUGAACAGGCUGGAGGGGCUGUCCUUACCAAGGCACCUGUGCAGAGCAUUUUGGUGAAUUCCCAAGGGCAAGCCUGUGGUGUAAGUGUUAAGAAAGGGCAGGAUAUCACUAAUAUUUAUGCUCCUGUUGUGAUUUCGGAUGCUGGAAUCUUCAACACCUACGAGCGGCUCUUGCCAGAGACGUUGCGAGCUUUGCCAGGUGUUCAGAGCCAGCUGUCCAUGGUGCGGCAUGGUGUUGGAGGCUUCAACGUCUUCAUAGGACUCAAAGGCUCCAAGGAGGAAUUGGGACUGGAAGCCAAAAACUAUUACAUCUACACACAGAACAACCUUGACGAAGCGUUCACAUCAUACCUGAAUUCCUCAAGAGAAACUGCUGCAAAGAAUAUUCCUUUUGCAUAUUUUGCCUCUCCAUCAGCCAAGGACCCACUGUGGGAGAAGAAGAACCCAGGCAAGUCCACUCUGAUCAUCUUGACAGCUGCAAGAUAUGAAUGGUUUGAGGAAUGGAAGGAAGAGCGUGUCUCAAAGAGGGGAGCAGAGUAUGAGGAUCUAAAAAAUACUUUUGUGGAGGCUCUGAUGGAAACUGUUUUUGGAAUUUAUCCUCAAGUAAAAGAUAAAAUUGAGCAUGUAUCUGCAGGAACUCCUCUCUCCAACCAGCAUUACAUAGCUGCCCCACAGGGAGAAAUGUAUGGAGCGGAUCACUGCUUAUCUCGAAUGCAGGUUGAAGUCAUGGCCGCAGUCAGGCCUCGGACACCUGUCCCAAACCUCUACCUGACAGGUCAGGACAUUCUCAUCGGAGGCUUUGUGGGAGUGCUGCAUAGCGCCCUUCUCUGUGCUUCUACGGUCCUGCAGCGCAACGUCUACAUUGACCUCUUCCGGUUACACCGCAGAAUCAAAGUCAGUACGUUCAAAAACUGA
This is a messenger RNA of Euleptes europaea (tarantolino), 1830 nucleotides long. It is a transcript of the gene RETSAT, whose product is annotated as retinol saturase. Bases 1 to 1830 code for a protein of 609 amino acids. Lineage: Eukaryota; Metazoa; Chordata; Lepidosauria; Squamata; Sphaerodactylidae. The transcript is spliced from 11 exons. The record is from RefSeq and is a predicted model, not a curated record.